This is a messenger RNA of Plutella xylostella (diamondback moth), 1301 nucleotides long. RefSeq lists its product as uncharacterized. NCBI's taxonomy places the organism in Eukaryota, Metazoa, Arthropoda, Insecta, Lepidoptera, Plutellidae. The record is from RefSeq and is a predicted model, not a curated record.
CAACAACCAAUCAGCGAGCGCGAAUCAGCGAGUCUGCGCUAAGAACGGUGCCAUCGACCAAUCGGCGCGCGCGAUUCUGCGGGCCGAGAGCAUCCGGCGCACGAAGAUACCGCCGACUGUCAGCCGAGCCGCCGCAGCCGUCAAAGUCGCAAACAAAAGUGCAAAGCAGAAAAAAUUCAACUCACGCCGCCAUUUUUCGGUUCACAUCGAACAAUAUUUUAGUAUUAGUGACUAUAAGUGCUAAAAGUUAAGUGGUGCAAUUGUAUUUACAACCAAAAAUGGAUUUAAAAAAGCUAAAAUCCGCAAGGGGCUUCGUAAAAGAUGGUUAUACGUCUCGGGCAUAUCAACUCGAGCGGGACCUGGACGCCGAACCCAGCCUGGAGGAUUUACUCUGCUAUCUGGACAAAAGGGCUCUGGCGCUGGAGGGCACCGACCAGGGUCUUCACCAACAACAACCCCAAGCAAGAUACGGGAAGGUAGCAGCACACGCAGCCGCAGCUGACAAGCCGCCAACCUGCUUAAAUUGUGCUACUGCCGGAGAAGAGCAGUGUGACUCCUGCCAACAACAGCGGGAAGCAGUCGCCAGCUCAGAAUGAUCUGCACAUCUUUAACACACACUUCGGCCACAUCAUCGGAGGGAGUCUGCCAACAGGUUCCAUUAAGGGUCAAAUAUUAUGUAAUAAGGUAGUGCUAAAAUGUGAAAUGGAUCUCAAUGAAACACUAGGCCAAUUUUGGACAAAUGAAAAAGUACCUGAAAUAUUUUCAGAGAAGUCUCCAGAACAUGAGCUCUGUGAGCAAAUAUUCCAAAAUUCAGUAGAACUCAAAGAUAAACAGUUUCAAGUUCCAUUGCCCUUGAAAUUACCUCUGUCUGAAGUAAAAGAGACACUAGGUGAUUCAUUUAAUUUGGCUCUGAAAAGAUUUCAUAACUUAGAAAAGAAAUUAAUGGCAAACCCAGAGCUAUUCAUGCAAUAUAAACAAUUCAUACAUGAAUUUUCAUCUCUUGGUCAUGGUCACUAUGUCGACAUUGAGAUGUAUGACAUCAAUAAACAGGCAGCUUACUACAUGCCUCACCAUGCAAUAAUUAAGCCAGAGAGUAAAACAACAAAAGUACGCUCGGUGUUUGAUGCGAGCAUGAAAACAAACAAAAAAGUAUCAUUGAAUGACUUACAGUUGAAUGGUCCUGUGGUUCAGAGAGAUCUAUUUGAUAUUAUGCUGUUGUUCAGAUUAGGUAGGUAUACCAUUACCUCAGACAUCAAGCGCAUGUUCAGGAACAUCCUGGUAGAUCCAGCGUUCACAUCGCU